This is a messenger RNA of Mesorhabditis belari, 315 nucleotides long. Lineage: Eukaryota; Metazoa; Nematoda; Chromadorea; Rhabditida; Rhabditidae. The record is from the annotation of a GenBank genome assembly.
AUGGCAACAGCUGAGAAAAGCGCGUCGGCUUUGCGGGCUUUCCGCCGGAUAGUGCAAGAGCUUAGGAUGACCGACAAAUCGUUUGGGCGCCAAUCUCCGCAAUAUCAAUACCUCAUGGAUCAAAUGCGAGGACAUCAGGUCACUCAACGGUUAUUUUCCAAAGCCCCCACCGAAAUGGAACAUGUCGCUCAUCUUUAUGCUUCCUACUUGAGCAGUACACGAAGACUACUCGCAUUACAAGAACAAUACAAAGGAGGAGAAAGAUCGAUAGAAGAAAGCGCGAACCUCGUCGGAUUGGCUCUACCGAAACGACAU